CCCUAAUUAUCCAUGUUCGAUCAAAUGAUAAUAAUGUACUCAAUCGCGUCAGGAGUGAUUGAUAGAGAUCAAUCCUUGCCAUACUCGCGCCAUUCAUCGCCAGUGCCAUGUGCUCCAACCUCCAACGCCGGGCAGAGAGUCAAGAGCCAGUGGCGGGUUUGUUAUUGUCAUCAACUCCCGUUCUCAGAAACCAACCAAUAAAAAUCGUUCUCUUCUCUCUCUUCCUAUCUCAAUGCACUUUUAGGUGCAUAACUGGUUCAACCUGCUGCAUUGAAACUUCCUCGUUUGCUUUGAUUGCUCGCUCUCUCGAUUUCAAACCCCAUCAUGAGCGAGCACCCACUGUGCUUGGCUCUCUCUCUCCUCCCUCAUCGCCACCCAUCCCAUGCACAGCGGCAUCAUGUUGCGAAGGGAUCGCACCACCUCUAUCGAUGCUGUUGUGGGUGCCGCGUGUGGGAGAAAAUGCUUCGUCUUGUCCCGUCGUCCGUCCGGCCAACCGACGACCGCGUGUGGAACGGCAGGGAAACAGAACACUGGCCCUCGGUACUGUGGAGAGCGUCCCUGGUGGCAGCGCGAAUCAGUUCAUUCCUGACUUCCGAACGGUUUGGGCGCACUUUCGGUUCGGGCGAGAAUUGUCUUUGGCCGUGGCCCCGGGAUACGGAUUGUGAUCUGCAACUCUGGUGUUGGUGUUGAAAUCUCUUGUAUCUCCUAUACUGGAGUGAAUUGGUUGGGGCGGUAGCUUGCGUUGACUAGCUUCGACAAAGUGAAAGAUUUUGUUUAGAAAUUUGCAAGUGUGAAUAAACAAGUGAGGAGAAAUGAUCCAACGUGAGUAAAAUACGGUAUAUCUAGGAAAACACAUAGAGGAGCAGCGAGUUUACAUUCCGCCACCAAGCGCGUAAUGCAACUGUAAUGUGAAAGUCGUAACGACUCCACCAAGUGUUUGUGUACCCAUUUGAGUCCAAGUGCAGUGCGGCGUGUAUAUUUUCCGACAAUUUCUAAACAUUGAGAAAGAAGAAAAAUCUAUUCAGAUUAAAAGAGUUCCGACCUGCGCGGCCAGCCAACAAACUGUGGACCUCAACUCAACUCAACGAAGCGCCCCCCACUCCAGCAUCAGUCGAACGGCACCAGUGGAGCUCCCGGUACAAAGGAGAGAAGCUGAACCAGGGGAGAGAAAAGUUCAUUAAGCAACACCGACAACUCCGAAAAGAUAUCCCAGCGCUGAGAUGGCACAUCAUUAAUAUCCGAUGAGUAGCACGAGUGGAAAAUGGUGAAGCAUAAGAUAUUCUUUUGCUUCCGACUAUCGAGCAUAUUCCCGCCGUUCCGUCCCAGCUGGCACCCGGCCGUCCCCCAUCGCACUUUUAGCAGCAAUGCGGUGCAACGGAAGUCCGUUCUGCUGUUGCUGAUUGUGCUAAUAUACUGCAAUAAAGCCACCAAUGGCAACUGGUGGCGAGUGGCGGACCUGUCGCUCGAUGUGAAACACUUCCACCGGGACUCCAACCGAAGCUAUGAGUUCUACAGCGAGGGCACGUUUUUUACCCAACAUCAAAGAGAAAUCUGCUACAACAAUCCGGAACUACUGAAGGUUAUUGUUAAUGCAGCAAAUAUCGCCAAAUAUGAGUGCCAAGGAUACUUUCAGAACAGUAGGUGGAACUGUUCUGUCCGACGAGGGUCUGACAUUUUCUACGGAAAUUUCGAUGAAAAAGGAAAUCGCGAAACGGCGUAUCUCAGCGCCAUAAAUUCAGCAUCGUUGGCAUGGACCAUCACGCGAUACUGCACCAAAGGAGAGCUAACCAUGUGCACCUGCGACCACAUCCAGCGCAAAAAGCACAGCAAAUGGACCUGGGGUGGAUGUUCGGAGGACGUCAACUACGGCAUCAAGCAGGCCCGGCAGUUUGUCGAUCCACAGGAGGACCGUUCCACCAGUUUCGGGUUGAUGAACCUGCACAACAACGAAGCCGCUCGAAGAACACUGCGAGCUAAAAUGCAAAAAGUGUGCAAAUGCCACGGGAUGUCCGGAUCCUGUACGACCCGUGUUUGCUGGCGUCGAUUACCGCCGAUGAAGCUGAUGGCCGACACGCUCGGAUCAAUGUUUGAUGCCGCCGCUCUAGUCAAACCUGUUGAAAACAAAGGUGUCAUCAAAAAAUUGAAACGGAAGGAUUCGCAGUACAAGAAGGUCAACAAGUCCGAUCUCGUGUACAUUGCAGACUCGCCCGAUUAUUGCGAGGAGAAUGAAAGCUUCGGCAUCUUCGGCACUCGGGGACGGUUCUGCAACCGCACAUCCUACGGAAUCGAGGGCUGCCGGUUGCUGUGCUGCGGCCGUGGCUACCAGACACGAAUCCGAAAUGUGGAGGAAAAGUGCAACUGCAAGUUUGUCUGGUGCUGUUCGGUCAAGUGCGACACGUGCAAUGUGCGCAAGGAUGAGUACAUCUGCAACUAAGUAGGCGGCGCUGAAGCAGUGACGAAGAACGGAACCGGAUGAGAAGUAAAUUGAUCAGUGUAAAUUAUUGCCAUUUCGCGAUUAGAGUAAUUAUCCACACAAUAAGCCAUUUCUGCACCAACUGAUAAUAAUGCCAUUUUGUCUCGAACUUUUGUAUAUUUAUGGAACUCAAAUCUCACUCUGAUAUAUAUCAUAAAACUUAUUUAUACGUAAGUCACUUUUGAAGUAUUCUCGAUGGAUUCAACAUGUAAAUGUGGCGUACCGAAUCAAAAAAAGAAACGAAUUUGUAUCCAUAUGCUUGUUGUAAGUAAUGUACACAACAAAAAGCAGUCCGCAUAAUUGAAUCAGUACUUUUUAUGCAGCUAAUGUUUAAUCUCUGUCCUUGUGAGAGAAGAGUGGUAAACUAAUUGUUCGAGUUUCCCAAUCUAAUCCUAUAAUCCAAAAAUUAAAUCGGUAUCUUCAUUUUUUUCCAGUAGUGGUGUGAAAUCUACGCAUAUCAUUCUGAUCCUUACUUUCUAUAUCUCGUAAUAUUACGAGUAUCUCUUUGAGUGUCUGUCUGGGUAUUUUGAAGUAUGGGUCGCAAUAUCUGUAAAUCUGAGGAUAUUUUUAUUGUAGCAAAUGCUCGCGGAAUCUAACCUACGCUACUUCUAGAGCCUCAGAGUGCAAUUCUGAUAACUUAGCAACAUUCACUUAGUGAUCAAGGUCAUCCAAACUAUUCUGGAAUUAAGACCAUUAAGCUCUACAAGCUCUACUUUUGAAUCUCGUUCCUUUAUCGGCGUAGUUCCUCCAAAAAAAUCCUUCAGAAAUUCCUUCAAUACUUUUGCCAACAAUUACUCAAAGAAUCCUGCCAGGUAUUCCUCCAAGAAUUUCUGACAAAAAUUUCUUCAAGAAUUCCUUUAGGAAUUUUUCGACAAAGCCCUCAAAAGUUCUUCCUGGAGCUCCUCCAAGAAUUCUACUAGAAAUUCCUACAAGAUUCUCUCCAGGAAUUUCUCCAAAAAUUUCUUCAAGAAUUCCACUAGGAAUUUCUCCAAGUAUUUCUCCAGAUAUUUCUCUAUAAAUGCCAAGAAUUCCUCAAAAAAUUCCUCUAGGUGUUCCUCAAAAAACUUCUCCAGGAAUUCCUCCAAAACAUCUGCCAAGAAAUUCUCCAAGCAUUCCUCCAGGAAUUCCUCAAGGAUUUUUUCCAGAAAUUACUCAAAGAAUUUCUCCAGAAACCUGCAGGAAAUCCUCCAGAAAAUCUUCCGAAAAUUACUCCAGGGAUUCAUCCGAGAUUACUUUCAGGCAUUUCUCCAGAAAUUCAUGAAGAAUUUUUUCAAGGAAUUUCUACAUAAAUUACUUCAGGAAAUCUUCCAGGAACUUCUUCAGAAAUUCCUCGAAGAAUUUUUUAAUAUAUUUCUUCAAGAAUUCCUCCAGAAACUCCUCCAUAAAUACCUCCAGGAUCCUUUAGGAAACCAUUAGAAAUUCCUCAAGAAAAUACUCCUGGAAUGACUUUAAGAAUUCGUCCAAGAAUUCCUUCAGGGAUUUCCUCAGAAAUACCUCCAAAAAAUUCUCAAGGAAUUACGCCAAAUUUUUUUCCCGAAAUUACUUCAAGAACUUCUUCAGGAAUUCCUUAAUAAAUUCUUCUUAAAAUUCCACCAGGAAAUCCUCCAGAAACUCCUCCAUAAAUUACUCAGGAAAUUCCUUCAGGAAGUCCUCCAAGAAUUAUAAUAUCUUCAGGAAUUUCCCCAAGAACUCCUCCAGGAAUUUCUCAAAGAAUUCAUACAGACAUUUCUAGAAUUCUUCCAAGAAUCCCUCCAGGAAUUCCUCCAAAAAUUCCUACAGGACCUUCCCCAAGAAUUUCACCAGGAGCCCCUACUUAAUUUUUUUUUCGGGGAUCUUGUCAGUAAUACCUCCAGGGAUUUUUUCCAGAAAUUCCUUCAAGAAUUCAUAAAAAAAAAAUCCCUCCAUGGUUCUUCAGGAAACCUCCAGAAAUUCCUCAAGAAAAUACUCCCGGUACAAUUCCAGGGAUUCCUCAGAGUAUUCCUUCAGGGAAUUCUCCAGAAACUGCUCCGAGUCUUUUUCCAAGAAUUUGUCCAAGAAUUUCUCAAGGAAUUCCACCAAAAAUUUCUCCAAAAAAUCCUUCAGGAAUUUUUCCAAGAAUUUCUCCAGAUAUUCCACCAAAACUUCUGCAAUACUUCGUCCAUGAAUCCCUCCGGAAAUUUCGCCAGGGAUUCCUUUAUAAGUUCCUCUAGGAAAACCUCCAGGGCUUUUCAAUAAAAUUGUUCCAGGAAAUCCAUCAGAAAUUCUUCCAAAAAUGCCUACAGAUUUCCUCCUUGAAAUUCCUUUAUGAUUUCUACCAGGAAUUCCUCCAGGAAUUUCUCCAAGACAUCCGCCGAGAAUUCCUCCAACAAUCGCUUCCAGAAUUCCCUUCCAUGAAUAUUCUAGAAGGAAUUCCAAGACUUUUUGAAGAAUUUCACCAAGAAACUCUUUGGGAAUUUCCCCAGCAAUACCUUGAAGAAUACUGUCAGGAAUUCCUCCAAAAACUCCUACAAGAAUUGU
Aedes albopictus (Asian tiger mosquito) is the source of this 4969-nucleotide messenger RNA. RefSeq names its product protein Wnt-1. Bases 1262 to 2434 code for a protein of 390 amino acids. The record is from RefSeq and is a predicted model, not a curated record. The transcript is spliced from 8 exons. NCBI's taxonomy places the organism in Eukaryota, Metazoa, Arthropoda, Insecta, Diptera, Culicidae. Gene Ontology annotation, biological process: cell fate commitment; multicellular organism development; canonical Wnt signaling pathway. Gene Ontology annotation, cellular component: extracellular region. Gene Ontology annotation, molecular function: cytokine activity; frizzled binding.